AUGGGUCUUGACAUGAAUAAGGGUCAUUUACGAGAAGCACUGAUGUUGCCAAACAAACAUCAUGUGAAAUGGGAAGGUGAACAUGCUCCUCUUCAUAAGUUAUUUGGGAAGAAAAUGUCCCAUAUACGAUUGAACAUUUUCACCAAGAAGCUGGUUGUCUACGUAGGUUGUCCCAUGUGGAGCAAGAGACAACUGACAAAUUAG
Molecule: messenger RNA, 204 nt
Organism: Sphenostylis stenocarpa
Lineage: Eukaryota; Viridiplantae; Streptophyta; Magnoliopsida; Fabales; Fabaceae
Source: the annotation of a GenBank genome assembly